GCGACGUUCUCAGUUUCGCAACCGUAGUCAUAGAUGUCCAACAUGCUUGGCGUGUUCUGUCGGAUAUCGGGCUUCACAAUUCUCCUCCUUACGGUUCUGGUGUGUUGCGGUGGACUAUGGCUGCGAAUGGUCGACGGUCAGUGCGUGUGUGGAAUUCGGCAGACGAAAAACGAAUCCGUCGUGGACGGUGAGCAAAUAGAACCGGGCGAGUGGCCUUGGCAUGUGGGUGUGUACUGGUGGAAAGGUUCGAAACUUAACCCGCCGGACAAAGUUUGCGAGGGGGCGCUGGUCGAUCGGGAAGGAUGGGUGCUGACCGCGGCCAACUGUUUAAAGAGCGGUGGAGGAAAAGUGCUCGAACUGAAGGGAAUGAUUGUUCAUGUGGGAUUGGUGGCGUUGCAGCAGAACACCGAGCGAUCCCGGAGGUUCCAUGUGGAGAACGUAGUGCUGAACGAGGAGCUGGAUUUGGCUUUGAUUCGGUUGAAAGUGUACGACGAAUGGGAGGGUAUGCCGAUCUGCAUGACGGACGGACAGGAAGAUUUUGACAAGAUUUACGGAGAGUCGGUUUACGUUUUGCAACAGAGCCAUCGGCAUCGGUUGGGUGGAUUCGAGAUCGUUAAACUGCAACUUGAAAAGGAAGUUGUGUGCUAUGGACCGUCAUUAGCAGUUAAGGCGCGAGCGGUUAGCGACAGCAACAUCAAACUUAAAACCAAAGAUACCAAGUAUCAUUCAACGGGUCGUGGUACUCCCCUCUACAUCAAAGGCCCUGGAGGGUGGACCCUGCUAGGUAUAUCCAACAAAAUACAAACAUCCAUUCCUGGAAGCUUUUGCCAACCCGGGGACUACGAAUCGUUCCUGAACGUUAACUUGGCACCGGUCAGCGUAUGGUUUGCUAAUGAGCUAGAAAACGACGGUAUCGAAAGCAUGGAAACAUCUACCGAGUAGAGUUCAGUUACCUUUCUAAUAGAUUGCACUUACUGUCAUCCAUGAAAUCAUCAACCAUUCUGUACAUUCUUUACCCGUAGACACCAAUAAAUUAAAACGAAUAGGAAACCCUUUUGGUGCUUUUGUUUUCUCGAGAAAAGAACGAAUACAACGCUCCCUGUCACUCUUGUCAGUCACGCCAAUCGGUCUUGUCAUCCGGAAAUGCAAAUUUCGUUGUUUUUGUUCAUCUUCUCGACGGAUCGUUGUCUCCAAUGCAAUAAUGGCUGGGAUCAAUCAACCCUGUAGCGGAGCAUUUUGAUUGCUCACAUAGAACAUGCACUAAAGAGCAGAGGUUUUACUUCGACCCAACGUAGCUGUAAUUUCUCGUUACGAGAAACGCUAAUUCGACUAGCUUGAAUGGAAUGGACGGGUGAAUCAAUUGCAGCGUAUGGACUAUGAACCUACGUCGUGUCUAUACGAAGAGUGUGAAAGAAAGCGACAGUAACGAAUGACUAUCAGACAAACAAGCGCUCUAUCAGUCGAGACA
Armigeres subalbatus is the source of this 1468-nucleotide messenger RNA. RefSeq lists its product as uncharacterized. Lineage: Eukaryota; Metazoa; Arthropoda; Insecta; Diptera; Culicidae. The transcript has 2 exons. Gene Ontology annotation, biological process: proteolysis. Gene Ontology annotation, molecular function: serine-type endopeptidase activity. The record is from RefSeq and is a predicted model, not a curated record. The coding region runs from base 34 to 942 and encodes 302 amino acids.